Molecule: messenger RNA, 2086 nt
Organism: Harmonia axyridis
Lineage: Eukaryota; Metazoa; Arthropoda; Insecta; Coleoptera; Coccinellidae
Product: SH3 domain-binding protein 5 homolog
Exons: 4
Coding region: 305-1465 (386 amino acids)
Biological process (GO): intracellular signal transduction; negative regulation of protein tyrosine kinase activity
Cellular component (GO): cytoplasm
Molecular function (GO): protein kinase inhibitor activity
Source: RefSeq, a predicted model, not a curated record
AAAGGCGCAGUCGGGAUUCUCUAUUCUCCUGUUCCAUCGAAACUUUGGCACAGUCAGUGUCAAACUAUUUACUGAUGUGUUGAACAUGAAAUAGAUUUGUUUGUUUAGAUUAGCGUCAUUCAAAAUGCAUUAGUUUCUUAUUUAGCGCUAUCGAUUUAAUAGGUUAAGUUUCAGUGAUCGACUCUCUGUGAUUGGUGUAGUGAUCCACAGUGCUACAAUUCAAAAAUAAACACGACGUCACCUUCGACCUGUGUAACUUUGGAAUGCGACAAUAAAUAUUCCCAAUUGAUCUCAGAACACAAGCAUGGAAGAUAGGGAAAAUUCAGAUGGUGAAGAUUCCUUGGACCCUAGGAUUCAAGUUGCUUUGGAAAAAUUGAACUCUAGUACUGAUGAGAUCAAUAAAUUAGAAAUAGAAUACGAUGAGGCAAACACAACAUUUCGCAUGCUGCUCAAUGAAUCUACAAGAAGAUUGAAACUAUUGUUGAAGAAACUUGGUAAUUGUAUAGAACGAGCUAGACCUUAUUAUGAAGCCUCAGAAAUUGCGAAAAAAGCUCAGGUAGAAUGCCAGAAAGCAGCUGUGGCAUUCAGAAAAGCUAAUGAAAUACAUGCAGCUGCAAAGGAAACUGUAGCCUUAGCUGAACAACGAUUUAUGAGCAAUCAACACGAAUGGCAAUUCGAUAACGCUUGGCAGGAGAUGUUGAAUCAUGCCACUAUGAAGGUUAUGGAGGCAGAAAACGACAAGGCCGAAAGCGGAAGAGAACACCAAAGGAGGGCGACAAUCUUCAAGGCCGCCGAAGAACGGCUGAAAUUCCUGGAGGACAAGCUCCAACGCCAUAUCAUCAAGGCCCGCCCCUAUUUCGACGAAAAAGCUCUAUGUCAGGAGCAGCUCAACACCCAGAAGGAGAGGAUAGACGCCAUCAAAAAAGACAUAGCCAGGACGAAAAACAGCUACUCCCAAACCCUAAAAGAGCUCGAACAGAUAUCCAACGAGAUCCACGUGAAAAGAAACAAUCUGAAGAGCGAGCACGACCUGUUGAAACGACCCAGAGAGCCAGGCGUAGGGGCGGAGCUUACGGAAGAAGAAGACGAUAAAUCUGUGGUCUCGACGGUGUCGAAGUGCAACUCCCUAGAUUUCAACCUGGAACUGGACAAGUGCGAACUGAGGAGUUCCAGCUCUAUGAGCGGCGUUUCCGAUGAGAUCGAAGAAAUAGAGAACUUCGAGGAUAAUUUAGACGAUCUGAAACAUAAAGUGAAACAGUUGUCUGUAAGACCUGCCAACGGUUGCGAGGGAAAAUGUACAGAUGGCGUUUGGGAAUCUGAGCUUCGCACCGCGGUCGAUAAGUUAGAUCACAUGAUGUUGAUGCAGGAGUGUGCCAGAGAGUUGGAUAACUACAAGACGGAAAUCAAGAUGGCGGAAGGUAGCAGAGGCGUGUCUACGGAAAGGGAGAGUGUCCGAAAUCAAUAGGGCGUGAACAUUUUGUUGUUUUAAAGGUGUUUGUAUCCUGGUCGCCUGGUUGUUUUGGAAAUAGCGGUUCCUAUUUCUCCUGAACAAACUUUUUUGGUUUAUUAGGAGCAUUUUUAGUGCAAAAUCAUUUUAAUAUGUACCGAUUCACAUUUUUGUGGAACGAGAAUAUAAAUAGGGAAAUUUUGCCAAUGGCAGGCUGUUUGGCCAACUAAACACCAUAAAAAGUUAAACCUCGAGCUACUACAAUGCUUUUAACUUUGAAAUAUAUUUCUAAAAUCACUUGCAAUAUUGUGUAAAUAAUUUUUCAAAGUUAGUCGUGUUAGGUUUAAACUUGGGAUCUGAACCAUAGUACUCAGUGUUUAGUAGCAAUCUAACAAUGGAAUGUAUUAAUUGGGUAUAAUAUGUCACCAUAUUUUGAUGAGACGCUUGAACUUUAAUUGACAAUAUUUAGGGAAAAACUUUUAUUUCGACACUUUUUUUGAAGACUAAAAAUGUAAGGUAUUAUUUUUCAACUACGAUAUGUGAUGUACAAAUUUUAGUUUUUAAUUUUGUGUGAUCUUAACACAUGUUGUGUAACUUGGUUUUAUCCUUUUAUUUAUUAAAAUGAUUUAUUUUAUAGAA